Exophiala oligosperma is the source of this 5166-nucleotide messenger RNA. RefSeq lists its product as uncharacterized. The record is from RefSeq and is a predicted model, not a curated record. NCBI's taxonomy places the organism in Eukaryota, Fungi, Ascomycota, Eurotiomycetes, Chaetothyriales, Herpotrichiellaceae. Gene Ontology annotation, biological process: deadenylation-independent decapping of nuclear-transcribed mRNA. Gene Ontology annotation, cellular component: P-body. Bases 290 to 4777 code for a protein of 1495 amino acids. Gene Ontology annotation, molecular function: protein binding. The transcript has a single exon.
CACUCAUCCUUUGCUCCCGGUGGGUUUUGAUUCCACGCUCAUCCCGUCGAAUUGCUCUUCCUCUUAGUUCUUCACUUCAGGCUGCGUUCUGUAGUCUUGCACCCUUGGCACUCUUCGUGCCCUCCAUUCAUUCGUCCUUUUCCCGUUUCCAGCCUUCUGGGUGUAAAAUCCUAGAAACGGAAACCUUGCUUGUACCUUUGCACCUCUACGGCUGAUUAGCAAUCUCAUCGCUGCUUUCAUCGGCUCGUGAGCUCCUCUUCAAGCUUGUUGGUCUACGCUCGACUGAAAAAUGUCGAACAACGAUCUCCAAGCUCUCUUUGCCAACCUGAAGCCCAAGGCUCGCGACUCGCCUGCGCCUUCCCAAGCUUCUAAUGGUCUCAGCACCGGCGGAUUUCCUCCUCAGUCUGCAAAUGCUGCUGCUCAGCCAUUGCCUUCGACGCCGCCGGCUUUUGCUUCGUUCGGAAACGUACGCUCGCAACCUGCUGCCGUGCCCUCGCAGGGCGGUGCUGUCACGGCCCAGUCACUUCUGAAUCUACUCAAUUUCGGAGCCGCGUCUCAACCUACUGCCAAUAUCGGUGCGACCUCUCCUACUCCUGCAGUUGCUCAGACUCCCAACAAUGAGAACGUUUUGCCAAAAUCAGAAGAAGGAGGAAACACCGCCCGAGGCCCGUCGUUGUCAGCAUCCGAUCUCGUCGCAAAAUUCAUGAGUCCUCCUCCAGCUAAACCCUCCACCGCACCCAAGUCACCGUUCAACUUGGAAGAUCAAGGAGGAGGCGGCCAUGAACCGUCAUCCGCCACCGCUCAGCAUGCUUCCCAGGACGCACUGCUCAAGCUUCUCAGCAAAGCGCAACCAGGGAACGUAGGUCGACAGAUUUCUGUGGAUAGGGUUCGUCCCAAGCAGCAGCAGUCAGAGCCUGAGGAUAAGAGUCCAAAUCACUCAAGUCCAGAUGCGGUCAGCCUUCCUGUCCGUGUGUUUGGUGCAUCCCCGGCCACGACCGGAGGUCAAGAGCAGAAUGGUCAUAACCCAGCGGUCGACUCAGGUGUCGAGAACAAGCCGCUCUUUACCUAUGUCAAUCCAUUUGAAGCACUCCAGGCUUCCCGUUCACAGACCCAGAAGACCAAGACCCCCAUCCCAGCGGUCAGUGCUUCUGACAUACCUGUCCCGAGUAUCGAGUCUGCUCAUGACAACAUUCAGGAAGGCGCCUCACCCGUCGCUACCCCGGAGCAAAUUACCAAGAGGAAGAUCCUAACACCUCGUCUACCAUCCACAAGCAGACAGGGUACUCUCUCUCGGGAGCCCUCGGUGUCUGUGCCUGAAAAGGAGAUCGAGACCGAGAUGACUGAGAAGGAGAAGCGAGCACAACUGGAAAGACUGUUCGGGGUGCCGAAGCCUCCCGUUGUUGAGAAACCUGAGGUUAUGAACGAGCCAAGCAAUGGCAUUCAGCAUGACGACCACCCCGACAAACCGACUGAAGCAGACGCGAACGGCGGGGAUGAAUGGGAAGAUGCGGAAGAAUCGCCUUCCAAAGAGUCUGGCGAGCGGGUCAUUCCUGUCUACAAUUUCCCCAUCAAACCAUUCGUUUCUAUCUCGCUGAAGUUGGACACACCUUCUGAUGUGUCAAUUCGCGAUGAUGGCGUCAUGGAGAUUUCUCGUUUGAAGAAAGAGUUUGACCAGCUUGAUCGCUCUCUGGCCGUGGCAACUGCCAAAUAUAUCACCUAUGCGCUGAUCAAGAGUGGUGGUAUGCGAAUCAUACGACAAGAUGAUGGCAGCGAUCGACAAGUCUUCAAGAAUUCCCACGAUCGCAUUUUCAACGUCGCUUUCUGUACCACCUCACUCAACGGACCCGCUUCUGACGAGCAGGCCGUUCUUGGGACGGGAGUUAGCGGAGCCGUGUAUUAUGCCACCAUUCAGAAAGAAGGUAACGAUUUGUUUGAGAAGAAUGAGCUCGAGUCCGAAACCCUUAUUUUCCCUCCCCACCCACCAGCGGAUGAGAAUACGGCUGGAGGCGUUCUCAAGACCCGUGCCAAACGAAGCUCGCGGCAUCCAGAGUUCUUUGCCAUUGGAAGAGGAAAGGCAAUUCAUCUUAUUUGGCCUGCGGCUGCACUUUCCUCGCGCUAUGGGGUUGACGAGAACAAUCGUCGCGUUGACGUGGAAAAGUUAUUUUCAGAGCGUGCGUUUCGGAUCUCCACCGGUAAGGCCGGCAAGGAUUUCACUUUCAGUGAGGAUGACAGCCUGAUUGUCUCUUUGGAUAAGACUGGGAGGUUGCGAUUUUGGGAUAUUCGCAAGCUUAUUGAGGAGUCCAAUGCAACUGCUGCACACGAUGCCGGCCUCACCGUUGAUACGCCACUGCUCUCAUUGUCUACAGCUUCACCCGCGGAAAAGUCAUGGCCUACGUCAGUGCUCUUCGUUGACAAGUCCCGUCCUUACAUAAAGGGAGGUGCUUUGCGGUACGUAUUGGUCGGUUUGAGACAGAACCACACGUUGCAGCUUUGGGACAUUGCUCUGGGAAAAGCUGUUCAGGAGAUCAACUUUCCUCAUGAGAACGAGACCGAUGGUAUUUGCAGCGUCAACUAUCAUCCCAACAGUGGUAUCAUUGUGGUUGGCCACCCUACCAGAAACUCCCUCUUCUUCAUCCACCUUUCGGCUCCUCGAUACACCCUUAGCUCGUCCUGUUCACAAGCUGCCUUUGUUCAACGCAUUGCGUUGAAAGAUCCGGAACUACCCAAGCCAGAAUCCACAGCUUGCAUGAGCGGCAUCCGCGAGAUCUCGUUCUCCGGAAGAGGUCAACUUAGGAGCGUUGAAUUACUACCUAUCUACCGAGGCACGGAUGACAAAAAGACAAUCGACGAGAAGGCGGCACUGUUUGAACUCUAUGUGGUUCACUCUAAAGGCGUGACUUGCUUGACCAUCAAUAAGGAAGAUCUUGGCUGGAAUGCUGACAGUAAAGUUGUCCACGGUAUUAGCGCCGCCGAUGAAGGUCUCAUCAGCCUGAAGGAACUGCGACUUGGAAGUGUCAUUGAAGAAACCCAAUCAAGCAAGAUCCCUGUUGAAGACGCUCCACAGGCUUCCAAGGCCUCCAAGAAGAAGUCUGCUAAGAAGGCUGAAACUUCUACUGAGCGUACUGAAGCUGCGCCGUUAGAAGUGCAAGAGCCAUCCAAAGCAGCUUCUGCACCCCUCGCAGUUCCUGAACCUCAAGCCGAGCCAGUGCCGAGUGAAGGCACAUCCAACAAGCAAAGCAAGAAGAGCAAAAAGAAGGCUGCACAAGCCACAGACCUCAGUGCUUCAGACAAGCCAGCUUCACGUACGUCCUCGCCGAGCAAGCAGCAGCCUGUGUCUGCCCAAGCUUCUGUUGAGCCAGGCUACACAACAUCUGAAGAUCCUUCAACCAGAAAGCCUGUUCCAACAGCUGCUGAAGAAUCUUCGAAUAAGGCCGUCUCCGUAGGCAUUUCCGGUGACUGGCUUGAUAAAGAGCUCAAAAAACUGGAGCGUGUCGUAGCGGGCGAGUUCCGUAACGAACUUACUGUUUUGUACCAGAACAUCCAGAAUGAUCGAGUUGUACAAGACCAGUCUAACAUUAGAAACCAACAAAAACUUCUUGAGGUAGUCUCCAACACCUUGACCAACAACGUUGACAAGGCCAUGUCACGCAUUGUGUCUGCACAGAUGCAGCAUUCCGUGGUUCCAGCUGUCACUAGUGCUACUUUACAAGCUGUCAGCGGACAGGUGGGUGACGCCGUUCAGAAGUCCCUUCAGUCUCUGGUGCCGCAAGAAUUGGGUGCUCGAUUGCCGGUUGCUAUCAACGCAGCUCUCCAGAGUCCUCAGAUGAGUCGGACCAUUGCAGACACUAUUUCCCAGAAAAUUUCGAAGCAAAUGGAGGCACAGCUCGUGGAGAUACUACAAAAACAAAUCGUGCCGGCAUUCAAGACGCUUGCGGUGUCUGCCGCUGAAAAGGCUGCAUCUGAUGUCGAGGUUCGGUUCCGUAAUGAAAUACGUCAGCUGGAGACUGCCAGGCAACAUGACAUGGAUAGGCUGGAGAAGCUUGGUCAAGUCCUUCAGGCCACCACGGAAACCUUGCAACAGAUGUCAAAUUCUCAGGUCGCAUUCCAAAAUCAGAUCUUGAAGGAUCGUCGUCAAUUGGCUCUUCUCGGAGAGGGCAGCACCCCUGGUGGAUCACUUCAAGUGUCUACCGCACGUAUGACUCCAUCGCCACAAAGUCUUGGUCACCAGAGCAUGCCUAAACAGAAGACGAAAGAGCAAGCCGAAUUUGACGAGAUCACCGACCUGAUGAACGAAGGACGUUACGAGGAAGGCUCGAUCAAAUGGCUACAAUCAAGCCAGCCGGUUGACCUUUUCGACAAACUCUUCAUCCAUUAUACGCCCGAGUAUCUUGCUACAGAUGUUUCGCCUCUCAUUGCAUUUUCCAUUGCUAUCACCAUUGGCAAUUCUCUGGGCACAAACACUGCUCGGAGACUGGAAUGGAUCUUGGCAGCUUUCGAAGCAGUUGACGUCUCGGUAUGUGAUGGCUCUUACAUGCAUUUUGUGGCUUCGCUAACCUUUACCUUUCAGGAUCCUGAGAUAGCUGAUUUAGCACAGCAUGCUCCAGCGCUUUUGACCUCGCUUAUUACAAAGCUUGAAAGUCUGUACAUGACGAUUGCAGAGCGAGACCCUCGAGAUCCUGCUCUACAGCUCAUGCCGUUGGUUUCGAGAAAGGCAAAAGAUCUGAGGACGGCAUUGCUGGGCGCAGUUGGUCUAGGUCGAGGAGGCCGUAUGGGUUGAUAGAAGAGUGAAUGGAUGAUAUUUGGACACUUUACUUGAGAAGUACCUCAUGAUCGGUAGGGGUAUGGGUAGAAACAACUACCUGAGGUGAUGGUGUCGGGGUUUGUGGAUUGUAUAUCUUCGCGGAAUUUCCACAGCAGCGGGGAAGGGGACGGUCGGGAGCAUUUGGUCGCAUUAUGUACGUGUUGAUAGGGUCAUUUUGUAGCUGAUGUCUUCUCGUAGAUGAUCGCGAGAUCCCGGCGAGAGUUAAAAUAAGACAGAAGCAUCAUGUCAUCGGCAAAAAAGGAAAAACAUGAGCAACAUGACUCUUGGGGCGGUGCAGGAUUUUGGUUUUCGACUAGACACGAGAUGUGAAGAUAGAAAAUGCAAGAAGUUGCUCUGUGUGAUUA